Punica granatum (pomegranate) is the source of this 1999-nucleotide messenger RNA. The record is from RefSeq and is a predicted model, not a curated record. NCBI's taxonomy places the organism in Eukaryota, Viridiplantae, Streptophyta, Magnoliopsida, Myrtales, Lythraceae.
CACUCUCUCUCUCACUCUCUCUCAUCACAUCUCAUCUGAGACACUCACUUUCUCUCUCUAGAAAUCACCAUUAAUCACUUUCCCCUCACUUCCUCCCAUCCGCUUCUUCUUCUUCUCAGCUCUGAAUCUGCAUUCCCAGCUCUCGCCAUGGGUGGAGCUCCCAUCUAUGGCGUCUUCUCCAACGUUGUCUUUGCUGCGCUUCUACUCUUCCUCUCCUGCUCCACGCUCCUCGCAUUGCCGGAGAGCUCCCGCGCCGCCGGGGGCUCGGCCGGCCAGAUAAACUCCAACUCGAUCCUCGUCGCCCUGCUCGACUCACAUUACACCGAGCUUGCCGAGCUGGUGGAGAAGGCUCUGCUGCUCCAGACCCUCGAGGAGGCUGUCGGCAGGCACAACAUCACCAUCUUCGCCCCCAAGAAUGAGGCCCUGGAGCGAGAUCUCGACCCCGAUUUCAAGCGCUUCCUGCUCGAGCCCCGGAACCUCAAGUCGCUCCAGACGCUGCUCAUGUUCCACAUUAUCCCAUCCCGGAUCGACUCGGUGAGUUGGCCCGAGUCCACUGAGUCAACUCCCCACUCCACGCUCUCCGACGGCCACCACCUCCAGCUCUCCCGCGAGGAUUCCGGGGAGAAGGCCGUGGAUCGGGCCAGGGUCAUCCAUCCCGACGCUUUGACCCGACCCGACGGAGUUAUCCACGGGAUCGAGCGGCUGCUUGUUCCUCAGACCGUGCAGGACGACUUUAACAACCGCCGGAGCCUGAGGUCUAUCACUGCUGUUAAGCCGGAGGGGGCGCCUGAGGUUGACCCCAGGACUCACCGGCUGAAGAAGCCGGCGCCGCCGGCGAAGGCUGGCUCGCCGCCCGCACUGCCCAUUUACGAUGCCAUGGCGCCAGGACCGGCCAUAUCUCCGGCGCCCGCUCCGGGACCUGGUGGACCUCACCACCACUUUGACGGCGAGGCUCAGGUUAAAGACUUCAUCCACACUCUCCUUCACUAUGGCGGGUACAACGAAAUGGCGGACAUAUUAGUGAACUUGACGUCUCUCGCUUCAGAAAUGGGGAGAUUAGUGUCCGAGGGUUACGUGCUAACAGUUUUGGCCCCGAACGAUGAGGCCAUGGCUAAGCUCACGACUGACCAGCUCAGCGAGCCAGGAGCACCGGAGCAGAUAAUGUACUACCACCUGAUCCCAGAGUAUCAAACAGAGGAGAGUAUGUACAAUGCUGUGAGGAGGUUCGGGAAGGUCAAAUAUGAUACCCUGAGGUUGCCCCAUAAGGUGAUGGCUCAGGAGGCCGAUGGGUCGGUCAAGUUCGGCCAGGGUGAUGGGUCAGCUUACUUGUUCGACCCUGAUAUUUAUACGGACGGGAGAAUAUCUGUUCAGGGGAUUGAUGGGGUUCUGUUCCCCCAUGAGGAAGUCGAGGUUAAGUCGGAGAAGAAGGCAUUUUUGCCUGCUAAGGUCGUCGCCAAGCCCAGGAGAGGAAAAUUGCUGGAAUUCACAUGCCGGGUGCUAGGGACCUUUGGACAGCAUUCUCGAUUCACUUCUUGCCGAUAAAACCACUCGGAACUCGUUUUAUACAUUUCCAAUAAGACGAUGAAUACUUAAAGAUGCUCUACUGUGAAUUACAAAGCUUGAGGAUGUACAAUGUCCAGGAGGAGGAGGAAGGCAGCUUUUACUGGGAUCCCUAUUAAAUCAUUUUUCAUUUUUUUUUGUGCAUUUUUCUACCUUUCUGCCAAUUAAUUUUUUCGGUGGGUGUGGGUCAGCAGAAGGAGGGAGUUGUUCUAGUCAUAAAUAUAUCCUGCUCAGCUCGGUACAUAAUGUUCCCCUUUUUUUUUUUUGUUGCUUUUAUUCUUUUUUAUUUUUAUUUUUAUUUUUUGAAAUCCUAGGUGGUUGUGAAGUGAAAGCAGUGGUGGUGUUCUUUUGUGGGGGGGAAAGAAAUGUGUGUAAUGAAGCAGAACAUGGAAAUGUGAUCUCUGCUCACCCAAUAAAAUAAAAAUCCCUUACAGUGAAA